Endocarpon pusillum Z07020 is the source of this 513-nucleotide messenger RNA. RefSeq lists its product as uncharacterized. The coding region runs from base 1 to 513 and encodes 170 amino acids. The transcript is spliced from 2 exons. The record is from RefSeq and is a predicted model, not a curated record. Lineage: Eukaryota; Fungi; Ascomycota; Eurotiomycetes; Verrucariales; Verrucariaceae.
AUGCAUGAGGGGGAAGCGAAGGAACUGAUGGAAAGGAUCAAGAAAGCGGCCCCUGGACUUAUAGGGGUGAACAGAAUGGGAAAUGGUGCUCGUGAUAAUCCAUGGCCUCAGUGGCCUCGCAUCUACCGUGUUGACUAUGGUCACACUGAGGUCAAAACACAUAUGGGCAAGGACCCUCGAAUCGAACACACUUGUAACGACCUCAGGGAUCUAUGGAAACUCGCUAAAUGGGCAAGAGCUGAUAGCUAUCGCCCACGCGAUUCCCCUAAGUUCACACCGCUGGCAACCCAGGGCGUCACAGCACACAUCUUUGACGACCAGGUUAAGGUGCUUAAAGCCGCCUUCUUCCCGCCUCUACCGGAGGCACUGCUCAAUGAUAUCGAAGACGCGGUGUACCCGCAGGCACAUUACUGCCCUACAGCCAUCACUGAAGAGGAGGUACGGAAUGCUAUUCAGCGCAUAGGGGCGGACAGAGCCCCGGGCCCUGAUGGGAUCCCUAACAGGAUCCUUUAG